AUGGAUGUGGCAACACAGACGAAAUGCCAGGUGCUGAGGAAAUAUUUCUUCCAACAAACUGGAGAGAAAGGAGGUUGGGACGGCACGCAAGUAGAGGAGAAAACAAAGGAAAUCGAAAGAAUAAGCGCUGUGAAAAAGGAAGAGAGGACAGGAUAUGAAGAAAGAGAAAAGAAAAACAAAAUAAAAAUACAAAACUCAGACACGCAGACUGAGCGAAUGAAAAAUAAAUCCGCUCAAGUCUUCGUGUGGAGGUCUGUAAAAAUUGACAUGGACGAGACGAGAAGGGCGAGCAGGGAGAGGACGCUGGACUUCAUACGCCGGUAUCGGCGAGUUGUCAACCUUGCGACCGAGACACGGGAUGAAACACCAGCAACGCCGACAACCGAGGAGGAAAGGAGGAAUCAGCAAAGAGAGGAAGAAAGAAAAAGAAAAAAGCAAGAACAAGAAGAAAUUGAAGUUAUAGCAGAAAUCACAGGAGAAAAGCAGAUCGAAGGGAAGACAGUGAGGAUCGGAGAACAGAAAAAGGAGAUGGAAAGGGCAGAGAGAAAGGAAAAUGAGGAUGAGUGGAGGAGAUGGAAAGCAGGCGAAUUUGUUUGGGGUGAAGAGACAAGUUGCCGGGACAAAAGGGAAAAUCAACGACCCUCAAUAUCGAUACAGAGCCUGUCCACUCUCCAAGGGGACAACUGGGUGAACGACGAAGUAAUUAACGCUUAUAUGACGUUGAUCUCAAGUCAAUCACAAACAUACACAAAAACGAAAGAAAAGAUCCACUGUAUGAGUUCGUUUUUCUAUCAUCGUUUACAAACAGGAGGAUACCCGGCAGUUCGGCGGUGGACUAGGAAAAUCGACCUCUUUUCCUUCGACAAAAUCCUCGUGCCCUUACACUUCGGCGACCACUGGUGCUUAGCAUCGAUAGAUCUUUUAAAAAAAAGAAUUAACUUCUUUGACAGCCUCGACGGGAUGGACAGGAACAGCCUAAAAGUACUAUUGAAUUACUUGAUUCAUGAGGCAAAAGAUAAAAACAACCCAAGUUUCAAUCCGAGUGAAUGGCAGUUGGUUUCGAGGAAAGAAAUUCCCCGACAAAGGAACGGUUUCGACUGCGGGGUUUUCGUUUGUCUCUUCGCAAAAUAUGAAGCGACGAAUCGCAAAAUGAAUUUCAUCCAGGAGGAUAUAAGAAAAGAAAGAAUACGAAUCGCAGAGGAAAUAACGGCAAACAAAUGGCGAGAGGAUUAG
This is a messenger RNA of Venturia canescens, 1233 nucleotides long. Its product is annotated as sentrin-specific protease 1-like. Lineage: Eukaryota; Metazoa; Arthropoda; Insecta; Hymenoptera; Ichneumonidae. Gene Ontology annotation, cellular component: nucleus. Gene Ontology annotation, biological process: proteolysis; protein desumoylation. The record is from RefSeq and is a predicted model, not a curated record. The transcript has a single exon. The coding region runs from base 1 to 1233 and encodes 410 amino acids. Gene Ontology annotation, molecular function: deSUMOylase activity.